AUGGCAAUACAAUUUCUUUUCCUCAUCUCCAGACAGGGCAAAACUAGAUUGUCGAAAUGGUACCAAACGAUUCCACAAAAACAAAAAGCCAAGAUCAUCCGCGACUUGUCAACUAUAAUAUUAUCAAGAAGAGCUAAGAUGUGUAAUGUGUUGGAAUACAAGGAUUUAAAGAUCAUUUACAGGAGGUAUGCAUCGUUAUUUUUUGUCAUUGGUAUUGAUAACGACGAUAAUGAGCUUAUUGGACUAGAAGUUAUCCACAGAUUCGUUGAAGAAAUGGACAAAAUGUACGGCAAUGUGUGUGAACUAGAUAUAAUAUUUGGCUUUGAAAAGGCAUACCAUGUUUUGGAUGAGUUGUUGCUUGAUGGUUAUGUGCAAGAGAGCUCGAAGAAAGAGGUGUUGAAGCGAGUUACUCAACAAGAUGAGUUGGAGAAUAUGGAUGAGUUUGAAAGAGUGCUAGUCUAG
Lodderomyces parapsilosis is the source of this 462-nucleotide messenger RNA. RefSeq lists its product as uncharacterized. Gene Ontology annotation, biological process: vesicle-mediated transport; protein transport. The transcript has a single exon. Gene Ontology annotation, molecular function: clathrin-cargo adaptor activity. Gene Ontology annotation, cellular component: AP-1 adaptor complex; intracellular membrane-bounded organelle. Bases 1 to 462 code for a protein of 153 amino acids. The record is from RefSeq and is a predicted model, not a curated record. Lineage: Eukaryota; Fungi; Ascomycota; Pichiomycetes; Serinales; Debaryomycetaceae.